Egretta garzetta (little egret) is the source of this 1198-nucleotide messenger RNA. RefSeq names its product ceramide synthase 4. Gene Ontology annotation, cellular component: membrane. The record is from RefSeq and is a predicted model, not a curated record. Gene Ontology annotation, biological process: ceramide biosynthetic process. The coding region runs from base 2 to 1198 and encodes 398 amino acids. The transcript is spliced from 10 exons. Gene Ontology annotation, molecular function: sphingosine N-acyltransferase activity; DNA binding. NCBI's taxonomy places the organism in Eukaryota, Metazoa, Chordata, Aves, Pelecaniformes, Ardeidae.
GAUGGCACGCUCGCUGAACGAGUGGCUGUGGCAGCAUGAGUUCUGGCUGCCCCCAGGAAUCACCUGGGAGGACAUGCAAGAGACUGAAGACAUCCAGUACCCUCAGCCUCGUGAUCUCCUGCUCAGUAUCCCUUUUGCUUUAACCUUGGUUGUCAUUCGAUGUGCCUUUGAAAGAGCCAUAGCCCUGCCCCUCAGUAGCAGGCUGGGUGUGAGAGACAAACAGAGACCAAAAGCUCAGCCCAACCCCAUGCUGGAAACAUUCUACAAUACACGCUGCAAGAACCCUGGAAAGGGUGAGCUGAUCAGUUUAGCCAAACAGUGUGACCUGCCGGUGAGGAAGGUGGAGGGCUGGUUCCGGCGCCGGAGGAACGCGGACCGACCCAGCCUGUCGAAGAAGUUUUGCGAGGCCUGCUGGAGGUUUACAUUUUACAUCAUUUCUUUCUUCACUGGACUUGCUGUCCUGUACGAUAAGCCUUGGCUUUGGGACCAUAAGGAAUGCUGGACAGGAUAUCCACAACAGCCUCUCCAACCCUCCCUGUUCUGGUACUACCUGCUGGAGCUCUCCUUCUACUGGUCACUGGUCUUCACCCUGCCCUUUGACGUGAAGAGGAAGGACUUCAAGGAGCAGAUAGUCCAUCAUGCUGCGACCAUCUUCCUGAUCAGUUUCUCAUACUGUGCCAAUUACAUCCGCAUUGGGACGCUGGUGAUGGUGAUUCAUGACGCUUCUGAUUGCUUCCUAGAGCCAACUAAGAUAUUCAAUUACAUGAAGUGGAAAAAAACUUGUGACAGCCUCUUUAUGAUCUUCUCAGCUGUUUUCCUCAUCAGCCGCCUGGUCAUUUUCCCCUACACAGUGCUCUAUAACACCUACUAUUACUCCAUGGAGAUAUUCGAACCCUUCUUUGGAUAUUACUUCGUGAAUGCUCUCCUGAUAACUCUGCAGCUGCUCCAUGUCUUCUGGUCCUGCCUAAUUAUUCACAUGGUCUACAAGUUCAUCCUCCAGGGCACGAUGGAAAAGGACAUGAGAAGUGACACGGAAGAAAGCGACAAGGAUGAAGAAAGAGAAAAGAUUAGGGAAAAGGAGAAGAAUGGGAUCACGUAUUUCAGCAACGUCACGAGCAACAAUUACAUCCAGAGGAAUGGGUCUGAGCCACUGAACAACAGAGCCCACCUCACCAACGGCCAUGUCAAGGAAAGAUAG